CUGCAGUCAGGUUAAGGAAAUCACUAUUUGCUCUGAAGGAGAAGGAAUGUAGGCAAGCUGUUCACAGUGAAGUCUCUCGCAGCAGUACUGAAGAUGUUCCUGCUACUUUUAUUCCUCGCAUUUAUCUCAGGCGUUUGCUCCAUGACAACCGAGGAGAUCUAUGUCAGAGCCGGUGACCUGGUGAUGCUGCAAUGUGGAGAGUGUACAUAUGAUGGUACUGUAGUGCUUUGGAAACUGGAGACUGGCCAGAAAACACAACUCUACAGCAACAUGUCAGCAUCUGAGCAGCAGCGGCUUGGUUUGGUUCUGUAUCAGGACGACCUGGUGAUUCUCAGUGCAUCUUUAAACCAUCAGGGGAAUUACACAUGUGUUCCUCUCAGGAACAGCAGGUGCCAGAUGGCGUUCAGGAUUACAGUAUACUCAGAGUCGUCCAGAGAGGUUGAGUUUGGAAACAGGUACAAUCAAACAUGUUACAAAAACCAAACCUGCGAACUGAACUGCCCUGAAGAAAACCUCCCCUGCAGCACUGCUUGGGAGCUGCUGGGAAUCACAUGGCACAAGGAGAAUGGUGCAGUCUCAGAUGAUUUCUUCCCAAAUGUUGAUGUAGAAAAAAGUGGAGUCUACAUCUGCACCAGGUCUUUCUUGUAUUCUGGUCAGACAUAUAAUGCCUCCUUCACAGUGGUACUUGAUGUCCAGACAGGAAAGCCUCUGACAAACUUAGGAAUCUAUUCACCAAAGAAUGGGAAAGUUUUUGAAGUAGAGCUUGGCAAAACAGCGGAGAUUACUUGUACGGCACUCAUCGAUUCUAGCGACGGUUCACUCUUCUGGUUGAGAAAUGAUGAAUUCGUGGAGAAAAACGACACCCUUCGCUAUUUCUACAACGACACGAUCUCAAAGAACGCGUCAUUGGAUGACGUCAUUUGGAUGAGCGCAACUUUAGUCUUCAGAGAAGUGUUGGAAGAGGAUCUCUCUGCAGAAUUCAGAUGUAAACUUGAAAGUGCUGAACUCACACAUUUCAUCUCAGUCACGUUGGAUAAAACAGCUGGCUCUUCAUUUGUCAUUCUAACUGCAUGCGUCGCCUGCAUUGUGGUGGUGAUGGCUGUGAUUGUUGCUACAUAUGUGAAGUUUAAAAUUGACGUCACCCUCUUCCUAAGAGGCAAACUUGGCUCUAGUGGUUACCAGAGCAACACGUCAGAUGAAAGAAGCUACGAUGCGUUUCUGAUGUGCUACAAAAGCGUCACUGAUGGAGGACUAAGUGAGGAAGACAGAAAAUGCCUGGCGACUACUUUGGAGGAUGAGUUUGGUUACAGCAUCUGCCUGUAUGAUCGAGAUGUUUCACCUGGUCAAGCUAUCGCUGAGGCCGUGUUGGACUGCAUAGAGCAGAGCCGGGCUGUGGUUCUGGUUCCCAGCUUUCCAGAUCCUGAACCAGGAAGUGCAGUGCUAAGCGCCAUCCACACUUCUCUAGUGGAGCGGAAGACUCGCUUGAUUUUCAUAAACACAGAGCAGACGGCGGCGUCGAGAUCAGGCUCGUUUCCAGAGGCUUUGCAGCUUCUGAGUAAAGCCGGGAAUAGCGUCACCUGGAAGGGACGGCCGCCCUCCACCUCCUUCUGGAAGCAGCUGCGUUAUCACUUACCGGCCCCACAGCAAACACCAAAAAUGCAACUUUUAUCACAAGAAUGCUAGGAUGACGGGUGUGGUGGUGGCGCAGGGGUAAAGUGCAACCCAUGUACGGAGGCCUUAUUCCUCGACUCGGCCAUUGCGGGUUAGAGUCCCUGCCCGGUGACCUGUGCUGCAUAGUUUACAUCUUUUUCAUAAGCCACUUUCCUGUCUGAUAACUGCUAAAUAAAUGCCACUUUUACAGCCAACAAGACCUUUAAAAAGAACGCUAGGAUGAUACCUGAUACCACCUUUAGCAGAGCAAAGGGGCAGAACAGACAAUCUGAAAAAGACUCUGUUUGGAGCUCCAUUUAUGGUCUUGACUUAAGACUAAAACUAAAUUAAAAAUCUAUGAGUCCUAGAUGAGUCUAAAUGUAGAUAUAAUACUAACACAAACAUGAAGUGGCCAUUAUACUUAUGUCUCAAGAUGUUUAAUCCUACAGAAAAUCUGCAAAUUAUGUUUUUGCUAACGGAUAAAAACUGUAUGCUAUUCAAUAGUCAAACAUUUCUUAUUGUUUAUGUAAUUCAUAUUUUCUCUGAUUUAAUUAGUAGUGCUCUGUUUCCUUUUGUUUAAAUGAAAC
Poecilia reticulata (guppy) is the source of this 2237-nucleotide messenger RNA. Its product is annotated as interleukin-18 receptor 1-like. Gene Ontology annotation, molecular function: interleukin-1 receptor activity. Gene Ontology annotation, biological process: signal transduction. Lineage: Eukaryota; Metazoa; Chordata; Actinopteri; Cyprinodontiformes; Poeciliidae. The record is from RefSeq and is a predicted model, not a curated record.